This is a messenger RNA of Trichoplax adhaerens, 1053 nucleotides long. RefSeq lists its product as uncharacterized. Gene Ontology annotation, molecular function: G protein-coupled receptor activity. The transcript has 4 exons. The record is from RefSeq and is a predicted model, not a curated record. The coding region runs from base 1 to 1053 and encodes 350 amino acids. Gene Ontology annotation, biological process: G protein-coupled receptor signaling pathway; cell surface receptor signaling pathway. NCBI's taxonomy places the organism in Eukaryota, Metazoa, Placozoa, Uniplacotomia, Trichoplacea, Trichoplacidae. Gene Ontology annotation, cellular component: membrane.
AUGGAACGUAAUGAAGAUGAUCACUUUCCACUCACCUUAAUGGUAGUAGCAAAAAUUGGCAGUGUGCUUUCUAUGAUUGGCGCGUCAAUAACUUUCCUUACGCUAGUCGCUGCAAGAAAACUAAGGAAAAGGAAAAAUAAUCAAGUUAUUGCGAUGUUGUCUUUAAGCUUGAUGGGAACCGCGUUAGUCAACUUUUUGGUUAUGUCUCAGGCUCUCAGCUCUGUUGGCUGUAUCAUGAUUGCCAUGGUAUCGUAUUUCUGCUAUUUGUCAGCAGUUAUUUUGAUGACUAUUUUGGCGAUCCACCUUUACGUCGAAUUAAUCAAAGUCUAUUCCCAGUUUAAUUUCAUAUCAACCAAAUGCAAUAUUCUUCUAGCUUGCAUAUUUGCUUACGGCGUCCCUGCUACGAUAAUAUUUCUUUCGUCCAUCAUCGGAAAAAACAUUUUCGGGAGAAAUUCAGAUAAUGCAUGUUGGCUUCAGGUUGAUACUAUCUCUGGUCUAUUUAUUGUUCCGAUGCUGGUGAUGGUUGGUUCUAAUUUCAUCAUAUUUUUGUUUAUAUAUCGCCAUAUUCGACGAUUAUCCAAUGAAAGAAAAGCAAAAAUGACAACUGCACGAUUACGAGCAUUAUUUUGGAUAGUUAUUGUAUUAGGGUUACCCUGGAUGACAAGUAGUUUAGCUACAGUGCAAUCGGAGAUUGUUUCAAAGAUUUUCACUUUCCUAUUUGUGGUUUUUACCAAUUAUCAAGGAUUUUUUAUGUUUUUCUUGUACUGCUUAUGCAGACAAGAAGUACGUGAAUGGUGGCUCCAAAUUAUUAACAAAAAUGCUUGUCCUAAUAAGUUAAUCAGAAGACAUUCCAAUAUCGUUACGCGCGAUUCUCAUAUUCGAAAUUCUCUUAAUUCUAUUAGCAAAAAAGUUGAAUUGCUUAAUAGCUCGAAAAUACAAACUGAUCGAGCUACAGUUAUGACAAGAACAACAACUGUAGAUAUUGCCGUCAACUAUUUGGCAGUUGGCGUUCUUGACAACGAUCCUGAAACCCAUACAUGCAAUGAUAUUUAA